AUGAACCUGGCAAAUGUUGAUAUAAUUGGAAAUAUUGUCGGUCUUAAUUCUUUUGAAUUGAAUAACAUUAUAGUUGGAAAUUCUAGUUUGAGUGGUGAAGGAUUAUGGAUUUUGCCAUCUUAUUUUAAUCAUUCAUGUAUUGAUGAAAAUGGUACACAAUAUAUUCUUGGAGAUUUAAUGUUUAUACGAUCUCUUAGACCUAUUUUACAAGGCGAGGAACUACUUGUUAAUUACAGAAGUGGUGAAAGCAACAAUGAGAUACGAUUAAUGCUUCUUAAAUCAAUGGGUAUAGAUUGUCAAUGUCGACUUUGUAAGUUGGAUAAAUCUGAAACACCAGAGACGACACAUAAAAGAGCACAAUUACUUAAUACUGUCGAAAAAUUACUCAAACUUGUAACAAAUGAACCUGAACCUGAACCUUCUCUUAUUAAAAAAUUAGAAAAGACGAUUUUUGAAUUACACAAUCUUAGAAAAGAACAUCCAGAACUUGAAUUUGAUACAUUAGAACCAAAUAGAAUUAUAUCACUUGCUUAUCGUAAAAAUGGAAACUUAAGAAAGGCACUUUCUAUCCUAAAAGGGGUAUACAAUUCAUAUAAAAAUGUUUAUCUGAAAAACAUUAAUUGGAUUGUCCUUGAUAUCGUAUCAUUAUGCACUGAUCUCAAGCAGAUGGAAGAAGCAAGAAAAUGGGUUGACAUAUUAUUGAAGGGUUCGGUAGAACCUUUAUUAGGAAAAUUUAAGGAUGAAGAUAAAUGGAAAAAAGAAGCACUUUAUUUGAUGGAAAAAAAGAAACUGAUCCGUUUAUGA
Molecule: messenger RNA, 804 nt
Organism: Rhizophagus irregularis DAOM 181602=DAOM 197198
Lineage: Eukaryota; Fungi; Glomeromycota; Glomeromycetes; Glomerales; Glomeraceae
Molecular function (GO): protein binding
Source: RefSeq, a predicted model, not a curated record